This is a messenger RNA of Stegodyphus dumicola, 1691 nucleotides long. RefSeq lists its product as uncharacterized. Gene Ontology annotation, cellular component: chitin-based extracellular matrix. Lineage: Eukaryota; Metazoa; Arthropoda; Arachnida; Araneae; Eresidae. Gene Ontology annotation, molecular function: structural constituent of chitin-based larval cuticle. The record is from RefSeq and is a predicted model, not a curated record.
GUACAUAUAUAUAAGGCCGUUGCGGUGCUAGAGAGCAUCACAAAUACAACAGUCGCAGACAAGCAGACAUCUUUGGAUCUUGUAGACAAGUCUUUCCUUUAGCUUCCUAUCUUAAAUAAUUUCAAAUAAGAUGUAUUUCGUUCAGGUCACAUUAGCAAUUGUGCUUGUAACUGGAUACGCCAGUGCCGUUGGGUAUGGCCCAGGAUCCGGAAGUGGAUCAGCCGGAUCUUAUGGUGGAAGUGCUGGAACAUCUGCUGGAGGUUACGGUGCUGGUGCAGGUUCCGGAGGAGCUGGAGGCUACAGUGUAGGUGCAUCCGCUGGAGGAUAUAGUGGAAGCUCUGGAAGUUCAAGCGGUUUUGGAGGUUCUUCUGUCUCAUACGGUGGUGGAGCAUCUUCUUUUGGCGGAGCUGCUGCAGGCAUUCAAAACGUACCUCAACCAUACAACUUCGAUUAUCAAGCACAAGAUGAGCAAGGCAAUACCCAUUACCGCAAUGAACAAGGUGACCAGAACGGCAAUGUUCAAGGAUCUUAUGGAUAUACUGAUGUACAAGGUUUAUAUCGAGUUGUCGAAUAUGUUGCCGACGCUAAUGGAUUCCGUGCUAACAUUCGAACCAACGAGCCAGGAACCGACAGUAGGGAAAGUCCCGCUGAUGUGGUUCUCGUUGCUGAACCUGCACCUGCAGGAAUCCAAGAAAGAUACACCAGCUUUGGAGGCCGCGGACAGGCUGCAGCUAAACCAUCCGGUGUUGGAGGAUAUUCUGGAGGACAAGCGGGUAGUGGUGUUGCCGCUGGAGGCUACUCUGCUGGAAGCGCUGGUUCAUCCUCUGGUUUUCCAACUGGCCAACGCCUUGGUGGAGGAGCAAGACCUUCAGGCAAAAGUGGAUAUUAGGGAAAGAGCUUAUCUGUUGAAAUAGCUUCAAUGUUAUGUAACUGAAAGGAUAUUUUGCUACGGCCGAUCUUGUGAAAAUGGUUGUUAAGGGCAUUAAACACGAAAAUAUAAAGAGGCGAAAAUUUUGAAAGCACUGCUAUUCCGGAUAAAAAGGAGAAAGUCUAAAAAGGUUUACACGAAAAUUUAAAGUUUCAUUCAUAGAAAUAAAUAAAUAAACAAAUAAGUAAUAUUAGAAAGAACAGCAGUGCUUUAUCCUUUAAUAAGCAGCUUUAUUUUGCAAUGCAGCUUUAUGAAGGUUGGAGAUGCAGCUAGGAUUUUCAAAAGAUUAUGUUUGGAAAUUCCUUAAAAGGUUUGGAUAAGGUGCUAUAUAUGUUUCAGGCAUGUUUCUAUUUAUUUAUGUAUUUUUAAGCAUAAACGGGUAAUGAGUGAAGCUUACGACAUCAUAAGACUAGAUCGAGACUUAGGCACAGCAGUAAUACGACAGAGAAUGCACUGCUUUUUGGCAAUGCAUUUAUGUCAUUUUUUCCAGAAGGUCUUUGUGAUGACCUUUUCUACUCUUACACAUGUGGUCUGUUCAUGAAACAACUUGGUCUAACAAGCGUCACAGUGCCAAUAAAUUUAAAAAAAAAAAAAAAAAAGCUUUGGAGAACCAAGUCUAUCAUGACAAUUAUUUUUCUUGGUCUUUAAGGAUUCGUGUACUAUAUGCUAAUGUUUAAUUGUUACGCUAUGUGUCUUAUAAGUUUUGUUUUAUUGAGCAUCUGUGUACAGUGGUUUUGUCUUAAUAAAAUAGUUUUAUGAUUUA